Symbiodinium pilosum is the source of this 521-nucleotide messenger RNA. The record is from the annotation of a GenBank genome assembly. Lineage: Eukaryota; Dinophyceae; Suessiales; Symbiodiniaceae.
GCGGACGUAUGGUCGCUGGGGGUCGCAUGGUAUGAGAUGGUGUGCCUGAAGGUACCCUUCUCUGCCUCGAACCUCCCCGCCAUGGCGCUCUUGAUUUGCACCUCCGAUCCCAAGCCCCUCCCGGAGGAGUACAGCGCUGACUUGCAGACGCUGAUCUUCUCACUUUUGCAGAAGGAUCCAGUGAAGCGCCCCCCGAUGUCUGCGGUUGUCGAGGAGCCUGCAGUGAAGGCCGCGAUGCCGGAGCCGAUGGAGUCGCCACGAGGGUGGCUUCGCCGACUCCCGGAGAUCGACGAGCUGCCACUGGCCGAAAGCUGGGGAGGCCCUGAAGAUGACCACGGCACAGACCAUAGGCGGAUGCGCGGGAAACGGCGCUGCCGGACGCCCUGGAUUGAUGGUCAGGAGGCGCUGGAGGGAGGCUACAUGCGGAGCCCUGUCGUCCGGCACUCCAAUCGGCGGAAUCCGGAGGCGCAGGCAUCGCCAGACUCCCAUAGCUCAACGCCGCUGCCCCUCACAACCCCUGC